Peronospora matthiolae is the source of this 147-nucleotide messenger RNA. Lineage: Eukaryota; Oomycota; Peronosporomycetes; Peronosporales; Peronosporaceae. The record is from the annotation of a GenBank genome assembly.
AUGAGAAUCCGCUCCACUGCCGUAGAGGAGACAGGAUCGCUCGAAGCAGCUGAAGUAAUUUUGUCUGCUGUUUCCACAACCCAGCCUGCAGCAGGAGCUCUUCCAGUCGCACGCGGUGAUGCGCUGCGUGACAUCGGAGACUAUUAG